UGAUCUGGACUUAUAUCCUUUUUUAGACUUAAAUCCUGUUUUGUUGUUUUAGAUAUAUAUUUUUAACUUUUUAUAAUUCAAACAGUAAGGACAUCAGAGGGGGAGACAGGCAAGUGGGAGAAAGAGUGAGAUAGGUGGACACAGGGAUUGAUCCAUGGUCUCUGGUGGGGAGAUGUAUAUAUGACUUAUGCAAGGGGGUUUUACCACCGUAUGGGUCUGCACGACUUGCCUCCUGUUUGAUUCACACACUAUGAUUGGAGUGUUUGUCAGUGUAACAGUAAAGUAAAGGCUGGUAAGCUGAGACAUUGCGUCAAUUGUAUUUGUUAUUCAAUAUAUUGAUAUUAUUGAACUACACUAGGGAUGAAUGAAGUUUGCUGUAUAGACUACUCAAUGUACAUUGCAGCCACAGGUAACAAUGUUUUUCCAUGGGAAUGCCUAUGGGAUAUAACACUUUGAAGAGUAAUACCGUGGCAAUAAUGCAAAGAGUUUUGGUCAUCGAUGGCAAAUCUAAGAAUUAAGGAUUUAUGAGACAUCAAUAAGAGAUUGAUAGUUUCACCUGAUAGACAAAUAUAUCUACAAAUAUUUCAAUGUACUAUUAGGAAAAUGGAAAACUCAACUCAAUUCACAUCAUUUAUGCUAGCUGGAUAUAGUGACAGUGGACACUUAAAGUACUUCUAUUUGAUUAUAUUAACUGUGUUAUACAUCUCCAUAGUCUUUGCGAACAUUGUGCUUAUCAUGGUUAUAUGUAUGGAGAGGAGCCUUCAUGAACCCAUGUAUCUGUUUCUGUGCAGUUUGUUUGUGAAUGAGUUGUAUGGUAGCACUGCUUUGUUUCCUGCUCUUAUGAUUCAUUUGGUUUCAGAUGCCCAUUCAGUUUCCACUGUGUACUGUUACCUACAGAUGUUUAGUAUAUACACAUAUGGAUCUAUUGAAUUCAGCAAUUUAGCAGUCAUGUCCUAUGACAGGUACCUUGCUAUAUGUUAUCCACUACAGUAUAAUGUUGUCAUGACACCCAACAGGGUGUGUAUUUUAGUUUGUGUAAUAUGGUUGUACUCUUUUGUAAAAUUCAUCAUAACACUGUCUUUAACUAUUCGUUUGAAAUUGUGUGGGAACGUUAUAGACAAAGUGUACUGUGACAACUACCUGCUGGUGAAACUUGCUUGUUCAACUUCAGACACAACAGUUAAUAACAUCUAUGGACUCUACGGUGUUGUUUUGUCUGUCGCCAUCCCUUUAAUUACUAUUUUGUUUUCUUAUAUUAAGAUUCUGACUAUUUGUUUGAAAUCUUCCAUUGAGACCAGACAGAAAGCUUUCAGCACCUGUACUCCUCACCUGGCCUCGCUGCUCAACUUCUCUUUCGGCUGUUUCUUAAAUCUGCUCCAGAGUAGAUUUGAUAGGCCUAUGAGAAAUGUUCCAACUGUACUUCACACUAUUUUAUCAGUGUACUUUCUGAUGUGCCAGCCACUUUUUAAUCCUGUUGUGUAUGGCGUUAGGAUGACUAAAAUCAGACAGGCUUGUAAAUACAUACUACCUGUAGGUCUGUACCCUAAAACAUAAGCUAAACAUUAGUGUGACCUUUUCUGUCCUGAUUGUUAGAUUUUUGUGAGGUUGACUUGUGUGUUUUGUUACUUAUAGUUACCAUAAUGAAUGGGGGUGAGGAUGGUGAAAAUCAGACAUGUAAAACAUUUGCUAAUUUGUGAAAUAUUGUCAUUGACCUUUUAUUCACUUUAUAAAUAAAUGGAAUCGGACUCGUUUGCCUGACAGGCCUACUGUCCCCCUAUGAACCUCCAUUAAGUUAAAGCCACGCCAAACAGCUCCAUGCCACCAGGACCUGGAUACCCACAACAGAGGACAGUUUCUUUUGCUCCCAAGCACCAUGCCUUUGGGACUCACUUCCUGACAAUUGCAAGGCUGCUCAGACUGUUGGGGCCUUCAAAGUAGGCCUUAUGACUCAUCUCUACGAGCCUUCCCUUCCCUUCCUUCUAGAUUUUGCUUUCAAGGUUUGGUUCUAUAUCUAUAUUUUGUAUGCUUUUUUUGUUUAUAUUUUAUUUGAUGCACUUUGAGAUUAUUCUUGUGUAAUGAAAAGCACCUAAAAAAUGUAAUACAUUAAUUUAUUUCAUAACCCCAAAAAAACUGAAGUUCAUUACUUUGAAUUCUUACUUAUGUUGACAGCUGUAUCUAAGUAUGUAACAGCGGAUAAACUGAUGUACAGUAAAUGUGGAAAAGGUAAACCCACCUUAUAGCCCACCUGGCACCAUUACAUCCAUCCUAACAGAAAAUAGGCCCUGUACAGUACAUACAAGCUUGGGGAUUGUAUGACAUUUUGAGAGAGAAAUUAAGGGAAACACUGUAGCAUGAAAACCAACUGUAUUCUGUCUGAGAUCUGGAUGCAUGUCAUGUUUUCUGAGGGCCAACUGUUCAAUGUAACAUGAUAUAUGUGUGCCAGCUAUCUGACAGAUGACUAGCUUUGGUAUUCUUCAUACCAGAAAGGCAACUACCUGGGACACAAGAGUAACAUGUUGCCUAAUUUGGAUAGCUUAUUCUGUCCUCACAAAAUCCAGAUAAUUCAUUCAUAAUGAUAAAUAUACUGUAUAUACUGUAUUUUGUUUUAUUUAUAAAUUGGAGGACCAGAUUUACCUUUAUGUCAUUUAGCAGACGCUUGUGUCCAUAGCAACUUACAGUUAGAGCAUUCACCUUGAGAUAGCUAGGUGGGACAACCACAUACCCAUCUUGUUUUUCCAGGGUUACUGUAAAAUAUGUUUGACCCACAGAAUAAAAGAAAACAGCAAGGGUAAUGAUAAUGGAUUGCAUGUAUGAAACACAUUUGUCAUGUACUCUAUCCAUCCUGUAAAAAGCUGUCAAAAGUUUUGGAGUUCUGUCAAUGAAAAUUGUGUGAAACACCAGUAAUUUGUUUUACUCCAUCCAUACUUUACCAUGGGGACAGCAGAAGCCAAUAACAAGAGCAUAAUAAACAUGUUUAUCGAGUCAUUAGGUGCCAGGUCAUUAGUCCACUAUAUUGCCUUGUUCCCUAGGAACCAAUUAAUGCAGCUAUUAACCUGUAGAGACCUGAGGGGCUCCAGGAGAGGAACGGCUGGUCUUGAUUGCAUCCCAAAUUGUAUUCUAUUCUCUCUAAAUAUUCCCUAUUCCCUAUAUUGAUCAGAGGCCUCUGGUCAAAGGUAGUGCACUAUAUAGCCAUUUGGGACACACAGCUUCUGUCAUCGCCUCUGGGUUGAUAGGCUCUGAAAGUGUACUGUAGGCCUAGGGAAGCCCAGAGUGUCAAUAACGGUCCUAAUUGUUACCUAAGCAGGAAAGGCUCUGGGCCUAGGUUUUAGACUAUAGCUAGGACUCAGGGUCCUGCGUUAUUCCCUGUUUUCCCUGGUUAGAUCAUAUGGUCAGGAAAAACUAUAGUGCCCUAAUACGUAUAUAGCCUGGGUUCCGGUCUGUUUGUGCUAACAUUCCACCCCUUGUCAUUCCAUACAUGACAAGGAGUUGGAAUGAUAGCACAAAUAGAUCUGGGCCCAGGCUACCAACGAUGACAUCUCCUCAGACUGUUGUGUUGCCUCCCUCAUUCAGACUGAAGCUAACAAGGUACUCCCUCAACAAUACCAAGAUACCUGCCAGUGGUUGGAAACAAGAAUAAUGGACGGAUUCUCCAUGAAAGUGUAUUUUAGUCCAGGACUAUACUUAAUCUGGGUCCAGGAAAAAGUCCA
This is a messenger RNA of Oncorhynchus kisutch (coho salmon), 3707 nucleotides long. Its product is annotated as olfactory receptor 11A1-like. Gene Ontology annotation, cellular component: membrane. The transcript has a single exon. Gene Ontology annotation, molecular function: odorant binding; olfactory receptor activity; G protein-coupled receptor activity. The record is from RefSeq and is a predicted model, not a curated record. NCBI's taxonomy places the organism in Eukaryota, Metazoa, Chordata, Actinopteri, Salmoniformes, Salmonidae. Bases 604 to 1554 code for a protein of 316 amino acids. Gene Ontology annotation, biological process: detection of chemical stimulus involved in sensory perception of smell; G protein-coupled receptor signaling pathway.